This is a messenger RNA of Haliotis rufescens (red abalone), 1377 nucleotides long. Its product is annotated as ceroid-lipofuscinosis neuronal protein 5-like. The record is from RefSeq and is a predicted model, not a curated record. The coding region runs from base 26 to 937 and encodes 303 amino acids. Gene Ontology annotation, cellular component: lysosomal membrane; lysosome. Gene Ontology annotation, molecular function: hydrolase activity, acting on glycosyl bonds. Gene Ontology annotation, biological process: lysosome organization. NCBI's taxonomy places the organism in Eukaryota, Metazoa, Mollusca, Gastropoda, Lepetellida, Haliotidae. The transcript has 5 exons.
GUCAAACAGUAUCACCAUAUUGACAAUGUGGCUGACAAUACUGAUACUCUUUUCCUAUGGACUCUUCGGGACAACAGCCAAGGCUGGGAGUCUUGACUACACUAUACCGCACAGACGCUUUGACAGUAGACCACCAGUGGAUCCUCGCUGUAAACGCCCAUUCGACCAACAUUACUGCUUCGACGGAGAGCCGAUGGCAACGUUUAAUAACGACGACGUCAUCGUGAUUUAUAGCAUGACGGGCAAUGGAGGCCCGGUGCCAGGCAUCGACCUUGUGAUACCUCAACACGCUGGUAUCGGUCUGCACAACCUCAACACCGGCUUCAAAUACACCUUGGACUGGUCCCCAAUGUUCGGCCCCUUCAACUGCUCCCAACCCAAUGUGUUGGAGGGUGAGUCUCUCCUUUGGUGUAACCAAGCAGAGUCGUGCUUCAGGAGCAAGUUUACCAAGCCCUUCCUAAAGCCAAGAGCAGAGCGCCAUCAGGUGGCGAACACAACCGGCAAAGUCAUCAAUGCCUUCGCUCUCUGGGUCACGUGGGACAACAAUACCGGCAUCUAUGGCGACUCGUCACACCUGAUGCGUUCCAGAGAUGGUCCAUAUUGGACAGAGACCUGGGAUUGUGGCACCUUUGUGCAGCGGGCAUUUCAAGCCCUUUAUGAUCUAGGCGUGAGGUUCUAUCCCGACUUUCAACCCUCCUACUGGCUGGGCAUCGCCUACACGGAGAGGCCUGAAUAUCUGGGCAGCCACACGGAGAUAUUCGGUGUUGACGGAGACGCAGCCUUGGCCCAGACUCUGAUGUCAUACUUCAAGGCGGACAAAAAAGAUCUUGACUAUAUGUACCUACAUUACAAUGAAGCGUACUGGUAUGCUAAGUUCACGUCUCAAGCUCCAGAAGUGCCUACCAAAAUGGUAGUUCCGCUACCGGGGUAUGAGUAGACCAUUUGGCAGAGGGUGAGGCUGAAGUUGUUGCAGUAACUUAAAAGACUAAUUUAGAGAUAUUUUCCAAAUCGUUUCAUGUUUUCAAUCAAGGUGAUCAAGUGUUCUGAUGCAUUUCGCAAGUUGAGACCCGUUUUAUUACAAAAACGAUCUUGAUUAUCGAUCAGAUCGCCUUGUCUGGGUGCCGCCAUUUUUUGUUUGAAGCAAAUACCAAUGAUAUGAGAGGUGGGACUUGAUUGGUCAGUAGGGCGGACAUAAUUCGUAACAGCCACUGGUGGCGCUACGAUCGAGCCACGCAAUCCCAGCAGUUCGGGAAGUGAGGAAACCGGACUUUUACAGUCAGUUCCCUUGCCUCGGGAAGAUGAGUAAUUCCAAGUUUCAACCGUUUUGGUUCUUCUGUUCAAAAUACCACCAAAUACCAAUAAAAUACUUAUUUGUGA